Moesziomyces antarcticus is the source of this 1005-nucleotide messenger RNA. RefSeq lists its product as uncharacterized. The record is from RefSeq and is a predicted model, not a curated record. The coding region runs from base 1 to 1005 and encodes 334 amino acids. NCBI's taxonomy places the organism in Eukaryota, Fungi, Basidiomycota, Ustilaginomycetes, Ustilaginales, Ustilaginaceae. Gene Ontology annotation, biological process: DNA replication; DNA repair. Gene Ontology annotation, cellular component: nucleus; Slx1-Slx4 complex. The transcript has a single exon.
AUGAUUGGCGCCCUCGCGCGCACCCUCCAGCCCGCACUGGCGACAUGGCUGCAUCCGACUCCGCUCCGCUUCCUCCACCUCGCUGACAUGUCGAGACGCUCGGGUCGGCUCAGCGCAUCCAGCGUCCCAUCUGCUUCGACCUCGACCUCGCUCUCUUCGCGCGCCUCAAGCUCCAAGUCCACCGUGCCGUACUUUGAAGAAUGGCCUACUGAGGCGCUGCAAGCCGAAGUCAAGCGGUACGGCUUCAAAGUGUCGCGCAAGCGCGCUACGCUCAUCGACCAGCUCAAGGCGGUAUACGCUGCACUAGAGCAGUUCGAUGCUGCGUUCGAGCCCCCGCAACACCCUCUGCCCGCAGAUGGCGAUGCGAUGCAAUACGGAGCGCCACCACGGGAGCCGGCGAGAAAACGAAAGCUCAUCUUGCCUACCUCCGCCGAAACGGGUGCAGGUAAGGGAAAGGGCAGGGGGCGCAAGAGCGAUCCGUUUGUGCUGGAUGCAAGUUCGGACUCUGCGCCUUCUUCUCAGCCCGAGUCUGGCUUGGAGCAAGGCGGUGCGGACGAGCCAGGUGAUCUGACAGCGCAGCUGGAGCGCGAAGCGCUUUCCGCCACGGACGGCAGCACCGACUCUGCAGAUUCGGAUGUCCCACUCUCGGCCUCAAACUCGCCCAUCAAGCAGCGACGAAGGCGGUCAGCAUCGGCCAGAAGCUCGUCGUCGGAAGACGUUCCGCUAUCCAGACGUCAAGUAGAAGAGGAGGGCGAUGGGGAGGUGGUGGAUCCGUCGCCUGUGCUGGCCGAGAUUAUGACGGCUGCGAUGCGAGGCAGCCCCGCCGUAUGGGGGCGCAUACUCCGCUUUGAACCCAUCAGCUUCGAUGAAGUGGUGAGCAUGGCGACCACCCACGGCCUCGCCAUGGACACGGGCAAGCGCAAGGAAGAGCUUCGGACCUGGCUCGACCGCCAGUGCAUCUGUUUCUACUCCAACGACCUCACCGGCACACGAGCACGACACUGA